Messenger RNA from Eucalyptus grandis, 2268 nucleotides. Its product is annotated as oligopeptide transporter 1. The transcript has 7 exons. The coding region runs from base 1 to 2268 and encodes 755 amino acids. Gene Ontology annotation, biological process: transmembrane transport. Lineage: Eukaryota; Viridiplantae; Streptophyta; Magnoliopsida; Myrtales; Myrtaceae. Gene Ontology annotation, molecular function: oligopeptide transmembrane transporter activity. The record is from RefSeq and is a predicted model, not a curated record.
AUGUUACAUAACCCAUCUUUCAUUGGAACUUUUAUUAAUUGUUGCCAAGUUGCUCUCAACAAUCAUUCACCAGUGGAUGAUGAAUUGUCUGCAGAUGAAAUAAAUGAUUCUCCAAUUGAGGAAGUGAGAUUGACCGUUUCAAUUAAGGAUGAUCCGACCUUACCCUGCUUGACAUUUCGAACAUGGUUUCUGGGAAUCACCACGUGCGCAAUUCUGGCCUUUUUGAAUCAGUUCUUUGGCUUCCGCCAAAACUCACUCUCGACAUCAGUUUCUGCUCAGAUUGUGGUACUUCCUCUAGGAAAAUUUAUGGCAGCAGUUCUACCGCAGGAAGUGAUUCGUGUCCCAGGAACAAAAUGGUCAUCCUCAUUGAAUCCAGGACCCUUCAACUUGAAGGAACAUGUCCUGAUAACCAUAUUCGCCAACGCAGGCUCAAGGGGCGUGUAUGCUAUCAACAUCAUCACCAUUGUCAUCGCCUUUUAUCACCGUCAUAUUCAUCCUCUAGCAGCUAUGUUGCUGGCACUGAGUACGCAGAUGCUCCGAUAUGGAUGGGCGGGGAUUUUCCGGAAGUUCCUUGUUGAUUCGCCAUACAUGUGGUGGCCAGCGAACCUGGUUCAGGUCUCCCUCUUCAGGGCACUGCACGAGGAAGAAGUCAGGCCCAAAAGAGGAUUGACGAGACUGCAGUUCUUCCUCGUAGUCCUAAUAUCGAGUUUCGCGUACUAUGUUGUUCCAAACUAUCUGUUUCCAUCCAUAACUGCCCUAUCAUUCGUAUGUUGGAUAUGGAAGCACUCAGUCACGGCACAACAAAUCGGUUCUGGACGUCGUGGUCUUGGUAUUGGCUCUUUUGCCCUGGAUUGGGCUACCGUUGCUGCCUGGAAUGGAUCUCCAUUAGCCUACCCGGGCUUUGCAAUUAUAAACAUAAGCAUUGGUUUCUUCCUCACGCUGUACGUGUUAAUCCCGAUUGCUUACCAGACCAACGCAUUCGAAGCCAAGCGGUUCCCCCUUAUCUCGUCACCCGUGUUUGAUGCUAACGGAAACAAAUACAAUGUCGGAUUAGUCCUGAACGAGACAAACUUCCAAUUCAAUCAGCAUGGAUAUGAUGAUUACAGUAAAGUUCGCCUGAGUAUCUUCUUUGCUUUUGUUUAUGGAUUGAGCUUUGCGACCUUGGCAGCUACAAUAUCUCAUGUCGCUCUCUUCCAUGGCAGGACUAUUUGGCAACAAACAAGGACAACUUUUCAGGACAAGUUUGAUGACGUGCAUACUAGACUGAUGAAGAAGAACUAUGAUGCUGUCCCACAAUGGUGGUUCUAUUCGCUGAUGCUGAUAAUGACCGUACUCGCCAUGGUUGCUUGUGAAGGAUUUGGCAGACAGCUUCAACUUCCGUACUGGGGAGUCCUCCUAGCACUCGGAUUAGCUGUAUUCUUCCUGUUGCCAAUUGGAGUAAUCACGGCCACCACAAACCAGCAACCCAGAUUGAAUGUCAUCACCGAGCUGAUAAUCGGUUUCAUGUAUCCUGGGAGGCCUCUGGCAAAUGUGGCAUUCAAGACAUAUGGUUACAUAAGCAUGGUGCAGGCGAUAACUUUUCUCUCAGACUUUAAGUUGGGCCAUUACAUGAAAAUCCCACCAAAGUCCAUGUUCAUUGUUCAGCUGGUGGGAACGGUAGUCGCAUCUUCAGUCUACUUUGGCACGGCCUGGUGGCUCCUCGCAUCUGUGGAUAACAUCUGCGACCCUUCCAAAUUGCCCGAGGGAAGCCCGUGGACAUGCCCUGGGUAUGAUGUAUUUUACUAUGCCUCCAUCAUUUGGGGCGUGGUCGGACCACUCAGAAUGUUCGGCCGCCUUGGGGUAUAUGCCAGGAUGAACUAUUUCUUUCUCUUUGGAAUUCUCGCUCCAGUCCCAGUCUGGAUCCUCUCUCGGAUGUUUCCCGAGAAGAAAUGGAUAAGGCUCAUCAACAUGCCUAUCAUCAUAAGUGGCGCGGGGAAUAUGCUGCCAGCAACGUCCGUGAAUUACAUUUGCUGGAUCACCGUCGGAGUUCUCUUUAACAUAUACGUGUUCAGGAGGUACAAAAGUUGGUGGGCAAGGCACAACUAUAUUUUGUCAGCUGGGCUCGAUGCCGGCGUCGCCUUCAUGGCCAUACUUUGCUAUUUCACAUUGCAGAUUAAGGACAUCAACGGGAUGAGUUGGUGGGGCCUGGAAUUGGACGAUCACUGCCCUCUCGCUAGGUGUCCUACGGCUCCGGGCAUUGAGGUUAAAGAUUGCCCCGUUUUUCGUUGA